AUGUCUAAUCUCUGGUUGGAUGACGGUCAACAGCAGGAUCCUUGGUAUGGGCAGGGUCAAGGAGCAUCUCAACCCAAUAUGAGUUGGGGACAAUUCGACUACUCACAACAACAACAACAGGAUGCUAACCAAUAUAGUAGCAAUCAAAACUAUUAUCAGCAGCAAAAUCCAUAUGCCCAGUCUCAGAAUUUUUAUGGUGGUCAGAUGUUUGUCCCAAGUUCUGGCGUUGGAGGCACAGGAGGUGGCGAUGGUGAAGAUUAUGAGAAUGAGCCACCAUUACUCGAAGAACUGGGGAUCAAUUUCUCGCAUAUAAAAGAAAAAACCUUCGCGGUUUUGAACCCAGCUGGUAGCGCAUCACCAGAAGUUAUAGAAGAUCAGGACCUAGCAGGACCUCUUGUGUUUUGCUUGCUCUUUGGAUUCGCAUUACUUCUUCAUGGAAAAAUGACGUUCGGUUAUAUUUAUGGCAUUGGUGGACUUGGAUGUGUCGGGAUGUAUGCUCUGAUGAAUCUCAUGGCCGGUCAGUCAUUUUUUAACGUGAUUUCUUCGCAAUGA
This is a messenger RNA of Cooperia oncophora, 552 nucleotides long. The record is from the annotation of a GenBank genome assembly. NCBI's taxonomy places the organism in Eukaryota, Metazoa, Nematoda, Chromadorea, Rhabditida, Trichostrongylidae.